GCCCUGGCUGCAUUAAUGACAUACAAAUGCGCCGUAGUGGAUGUUCCUUUUGGUGGUGCCAUGACAGGUGUGAGGAUCGAUCCAAGGAAAUACUCGGAACAUGAGCUGGAGAAAAUAACAAGGCAUUUUACUGUAGAAAUGGCCAAGAAGGGUUUUAUAGGGCCUGGGAUUGAUGUGCUGGCCCCCGAUGUCAGUACCGGGGAACGGGAGAUGUCCUGGAUAGCUGACACCUACACCCACACACUGGGGUACCAGGACAUCAAUGCCCAGGCGCGUGUGACAGGAAAGCCCAUCAGCCAGGGAGGCAUCCAUGGGCGACACUCUGCCACCGGGAGAGGUGUCCUGCAUGGCAUUGAGAACUACAUCACCAACACAGACUACAUGGACUGCAUCGGCCUGAGCCCCGGCUUCCCCGGCAAGACCUUUGUGCUGCAGGGCUUUGGCAAAGUGGGGCUGCACACCAUGAAGUACCUGCAUGAUUACGGAGCCCACUGCAUCUGUGUUGGGGACGGAGCCAUUUACAAUCCUGGAGGGAUUGACCCCAAGGAGCUAGAAGACUAUCAGCAGGGCCAUGGCACCAUAGUUGGCUUCCCAAAAGCAGAGCCCUAUGAUGGCAGCAUCCUGGAGGUGCCCUGUGACAUCCUCAUCCCUGCCGCUAUUGAGAAGCAGCUCACAAGGGAGAAUGCACCCUGGAUGCAGGCAAAGAUCAUUGCAGAAGCUGCCAAUGGCCCCACUACACCAGCAGCACACGAGAUAUUCCUGCAAAGAAACAUCCUGGUCAUCCCAGACGUGUAUGUGAAUGCAGGUGGUGUGACUGUGUCCUUCUUUGAGUGGCUGAAGAACUUGAACCACGUUAGCUAUGGCCGCCUCAGCUUCAAGUAUGAGCGGGAAUCCAGCUACCACCUCCUGCAGUCAGUUCAGCACAGCCUGGAGCAGUGGUUUGGCAAGGCCAGAGGGGAGAUCCCCAUCAUCCCGUCCCCAGAGUUCCAGGCCCGUGUGACUGGUGCCUCAGAGAAGGACAUCAUGUAUUCGGGACUGGCCUACACCAUGGAGCAGUCAGCCAAGCAAAUUAUGCCCAUGGCUGCAAGGUACAACCUGGGCCUGGACCGGAGAACCGCUGCCUACCUGUGCGCUCUGGAGAAGGUGUUCACCGUGUACAACGAGGCCGGCUUCACCUACUGA
Molecule: messenger RNA, 1182 nt
Organism: Harpia harpyja (harpy eagle)
Lineage: Eukaryota; Metazoa; Chordata; Aves; Accipitriformes; Accipitridae
Product: glutamate dehydrogenase 1, mitochondrial-like
Biological process (GO): L-glutamate catabolic process
Cellular component (GO): mitochondrion
Molecular function (GO): L-glutamate dehydrogenase (NAD+) activity
Source: RefSeq, a predicted model, not a curated record